UCUAAAAUUAGAAAAGAACCAGCAAUCGUUCCAGAUAUUACUCACGACUUGAAUGACAUCACGAACAAAAACAACACAGGAUCACAAGAGAAAAAGUCAUUUUAUAAAUCUUAUUUUGACAAACUAGGGUUCCAGAAUUAUACACAGACAAAAUGGACAAACAUUUAUUUAAUCUUAAAUUUGCUGCCAAAGAUCUUGAGAGAAAUGCCAAAAAAAGUGAAAAGUCAGAAAGAGAAGAAAAGACAAAGUUGAAAAAGGCAAUUCAGAAAGGUAACAUGGAGGGGGCCAAAAUCCAUGCAGAAAGUGCCAUACGACAAAAGAACCAAGCACUUAAUUAUCGUAGAAUGAGUGCUAGAAUUGAUGCUGUAGCUGCUCGAGUCCAGACAGCUUUAACCACAAAACAGGUGACAGGAUCUAUGGCAGGUGUUGUGAAGUCUAUGGAAUCUGCAAUGAAAUCUAUGAAUUUAGAAAAGGUAUCACAGUUAAUGGACAGAUUUGAAACCCAGUUUGAGAACUUAGAUGUGCAAUCACAAGUAAUGGAGAACACCAUGUGUAAUUCCUCAACAUUAACCACACCACAAGGAGAGGUGGAUGGCUUAAUGCAACAAGUAGCAGAUGAAGCAGGACUUGAGUUAAAUAUGGACCUACCAUCAGCUCAGGGGUCAGCAAUUGGGACUGCAUCAUCAACACAAGCAUCAUCAGAACAGGAUGAAUUAUCAAAUAGACUGGCAAAAUUACGGCAGAUGUGAAGAUAUAAUGGAUAUAGGAACAUGGAUAAUUAUAGCGCAUUAUAUUUCAUUUCUAGCAAAAGAUCAAAACUGUGAAUUCCAUAGACACUUAUCUUCUGAUUCAUACAAAAUCUAUUACAUGAUAAGUUUAUGCAACAUAGAAUAAUUAAAAAGGUGCUUUAUAAUGAUAACUAGAUUCAAUUAUUUGUUUUACAAAAUAUUAUGAAAAUAUUCGGCAAAAGAUAUUGUUGGACUUUUCUUCACUGACUUAUUAGUUAUUAAAAAUUCAAAUCAAUAUACUGGUAAUAAAACAAAACUUGGUUUAUCUCUAAAUGUAGUUUCAUCAUGAAGUAGAUGAUAUUUGUCUUAAUUAUGUCUUGAAAAAUCAAUGUAAAUGAAAAACUAAAAAAAACACCCUUCCAAGACAAAAUAAUCAUCUAAUGUUUUAUUAUUGUUCAAAUGGGAAUGAAAGUAGAUUGAAUAAAAAUACACAUAUUACACUUUUAAUGUCCAUAUUAUUAUGAUUUUACAAUGUUUUAUUAUGUAAUUGUGUACAAAUAAUAUUUUGUCUGUACAUUUUCUCUUUGUUAUAUUAGACAUGUUGUAUGAGUGAAUGUUACAUAAAGUACAUAUUUAUUA
Mytilus trossulus (common blue mussel) is the source of this 1367-nucleotide messenger RNA. Its product is annotated as charged multivesicular body protein 1b-like. NCBI's taxonomy places the organism in Eukaryota, Metazoa, Mollusca, Bivalvia, Mytilida, Mytilidae. Gene Ontology annotation, biological process: endosome transport via multivesicular body sorting pathway; protein transport; late endosome to vacuole transport. Bases 153 to 749 code for a protein of 198 amino acids. Gene Ontology annotation, cellular component: multivesicular body; ESCRT III complex. The record is from RefSeq and is a predicted model, not a curated record. The transcript has 7 exons.